UCUGGUCCGGAUCGACACACGCGUGCAUUGGACACAAACGAGGCGCGCACGCACACGCGCUCCAGAAGGACUCGGCAUCGAUCGUGGCUCCUUUAAGAGAGCCUGAGCAAGUCUCCCCCCGCCUCCCUUCCCAUCCACCUCCUCCUCCUCCUCUGAUCCACUGUGGACGCGUUUGCAUAAGAAAAUCAAGCCGGGAGCCGAGAGUGAUCAAAGAACCGGAGGAGAGCGGAUUCAUUUUUAACUCUGACGCUCCGGAGGCGCACGGACCCGCGGAGGCGCGCGCCGGACCAUCAUUCAUCCGGCCACUUUUGACAAGCCCUCGCGGGUUUUUUUUUCCCUUUUUCUUUUUCCCCCUCUUUCUUUCUGACUGACAGGCGGAGCGACAGAAACAACCAUGAGAGUCGCCACUUUUCAUUGAGGGGCUGUUUCGCCUAAGAAAGGACCCCGGUGCCGCCGCGCAGGGAGGGACAGCCGAGGACGCGUUCGCCGCCGCGCCGGGGCGAAACUUGCGCGAAAGCUGCGGGAUCUGCGGGGCUUCGGGAAAGCAGAACGGCCGAGGAGACGAGGAAGAGAAAGGAGGAGAAACUGGGGAUUUUCUUUUGCACCAACACCUUCUCGCCUUGUUUGGAUUUUCUUGCGCGUCAAUCCUGGAGCGGAUUUACCCGAACUGAGAGCAGGGAGUCCGGAGGGUUAUGGCGCAGCGGUACGAAGACUUGCCCCACUACGGGAUGGACGGUGUGGGCAUCCCGAGCACCAUGUACGGAGACCCGCACGGCGCGCGCUCCAUGCAGGCUGUGCACCUCAACCACGGGCCCCCCCAGCUGCACUCCCACCAGUACCCGCACACCGCGCACACCAACACCAUGCCCCCCAGCAUGGGCUCCUCGGUCAACGACGCUCUCAAGAGAGAUAAAGACGCUAUUUACGGACACCCCCUGUUCCCUUUGCUUGCACUGAUUUUUGAGAAAUGUGAAUUAGCGACCUGCACCCCCAGAGAGCCCGGAGUGGCGGGGGGAGACGUGUGUUCCUCGGAGUCCUUCAAUGAAGACAUAGCUGUGUUUGCAAAGCAGAUUCGGGCAGAAAAACCUUUGUUUUCUUCAAACCCAGAGCUGGAUAAUCUGAUGAUCCAAGCCAUUCAAGUUUUACGAUUUCAUCUACUGGAGCUGGAGAAGGUGCACGAGUUGUGUGAUAACUUCUGUCACCGGUACAUAAGCUGCUUGAAGGGAAAGAUGCCCAUCGACUUGGUCAUAGACGACCGGGAGGGGGGCUCCAAGUCCGACAGCGAGGAGAUCACGAGAUCCGUGGCCCUGGAUCAGACGUCCUGGAACAGGGAUCACGACGACACGGCGUCCACGCGCUCCGGCGGCACGCCGGGACCGUCCAGCGGCGGACACACGUCACACAGCGGAGACAACAGCAGCGAGCAGGGUGACGGCCUGGACAACAGCGUGGCUUCUCCGAGCACAGGGGACGAUGACGACCCCGACAAAGAGAAGAAGCACAACAAGAAGAGGGGGAUUUUCCCGAAGGUGGCCACCAACAUCAUGAGAGCGUGGCUCUUCCAGCACCUUACGCAUCCGUACCCGUCAGAGGAGCAGAAGAAGCAGCUGGCCCAGGACACGGGCCUCACCAUCCUACAAGUGAACAACUGGUUCAUUAACGCCAGGAGGAGAAUAGUUCAGCCCAUGAUCGACCAGUCAAACCGUGCAGUAAGUCAAGGAGCUCCCUACAAUCCAGAUGGUCAGCCGAUGGGGGGCUUUGUCAUGGACGGCCAGCAGCACAUGGGAAUCAGACCACCUGGGCCGAUGGGUGGAAUGGGCAUGAACAUGGGCAUGGAAGGUCAGUGGCACUACAUGUAGCCUCGCCCUCUCCAGUCCGACCAAUCACGACCCAAAUGGGAAUAGCUGUGGGGACAAACUCUGGGGGGAGGGGGACACGUGCGCCAGAGACCGAGGAGCUAAACUUCCUGAUCCGAACCCCCCCCCCCACACCCUUCAGGACUCAACGUUAGAUUUGGUUCGUCUUCAACUCACCCCAAGCCCUUUCUUCUGAAAAGACUCCACUUCUUCUCUGGUGGGCACAAGACUUACUCCCCCUCCAAGCCCCCUAAAGCCCACAAAAGACCCACAUGGACCCCCCCAAACCCCCAUUGAUUGUGAUUGAAGCAGAGCCGACAGACUGGUCGCCUGCCGUGAAUGUGGACACCUGAUGACUUCUUCUUUGAAAAAGACAGAGACUUCCUCUGAUUGGCGGAUCAGGGGGGGUGUUGGCGCUGUAGCACCCACGCCCAAAGGGAGGGGGAUCUCUUUACGGACGCAGAAGCAGAGAGAGAAUUUAUCGGACGGGGGGGAAGCGAGGGGACGCCGAGGAUUUACUGUAAACUGUUGUAAAAUGACGCUGGACUCCUGUAAAUGCUGUUGUAUUGUUCUGCAUAUUAUGUUGUUUCUAAUAGAUUUUUUAAAAACAAAAGAUGUGAACUUUUCAUUUUCCUCUUUUUUUUUUUUUUUUUGGUUCUGGUUUCUUUCCACACAUCGUGGGCCGCCUGUCCAUCAUCAAACCCGCCCCCCUCCCCCACUGAGACAUAAUGCAAUUUUUUAAAGACAGAAAUGAAUAAAUGAAAAAAUGCACUCUUGUCA
Oryzias latipes (Japanese medaka) is the source of this 2636-nucleotide messenger RNA. RefSeq names its product Meis homeobox 1 b (gene meis1b). Lineage: Eukaryota; Metazoa; Chordata; Actinopteri; Beloniformes; Adrianichthyidae. Gene Ontology annotation, molecular function: DNA binding. The record is from RefSeq and is a predicted model, not a curated record. Gene Ontology annotation, biological process: regulation of DNA-templated transcription.